Molecule: messenger RNA, 3751 nt
Organism: Monodelphis domestica (gray short-tailed opossum)
Lineage: Eukaryota; Metazoa; Chordata; Mammalia; Didelphimorphia; Didelphidae
Source: RefSeq, a predicted model, not a curated record
UGGAUAACGGGCCAAUUUGGACUCAAAGACUUCUAAGGGUUUGAUGGAGACUUUACAACUCUCCAGACCAUUGCUCUGCAAUGACGUUUUGAAUACUAGAUCUUUGGGAUUAUGGUACUUGCAGCAACAUGGGGCUUCAGCCAACAUCAGCAGCCGUCAUACUAAGAAGCCCACCCUAAGCCCUGCCUUAAAUUAAAGCAAGCAGUACAGGAAGAGAGAGCAUCCUGAAUGGAAAAAUCGAAGGAAAAGAGUAUCCGUGGCUUAAGACACAGUAUAGCAGGGCCUAGCCAUGCAGUCCUUUCUAGUGAUUCCAGUGAUUCAUCAGAAACCAAAAGACUUCAUACUUCUAAGGUCAUUAAAAAGGCCAGUCAGGUAAAGAGACCAAGUACUGUCAUUGUACGUAAAAGAUCCAGUAGGGAAAGUGCAUCUAGUGGUACAGACAGCCAUCCUAUCAUCCCCCCGCGAAGACCAGCUUUUAAACUGUGCUAUAUCUGUGGAAGAGAAUUUGGCUCUCUGUCCCUUGCCAUCCAUGAGCCCCAGUGCCUGCGGAAGUGGCAUAAUGAAAACAACAAGUUGCCCAGACACCUAAAGAGACAACCGCCCAGAAAACCCCAACCCCUCGGCACGGCUGUCUCUAACAAUCUGCACUCUCUCCAAAAAGCUGCCUUGCAGAAUGGUCAGCCUCAGCAAUUGCCUUGUGAAUACUGUGGGCAAACUUUCUGGCCGGUUGAUCUUGCCAUCCACCAAAGAACUUGUAAGCAAAGUCCUCCUACCAAGAAGGACAUGUUUGUUGAAUUCAUGUUCCUACCCAGGACUGCCAUCUGUUACAUCUGUGGCCAGAAGUUUGUCAGCCAGGACCUUCCUGCCCAUGAGGCCGAGUGCCUGGAGAAAUGGAAAGCAGAGAACGAUCGACUCCCCGAAGAGCUUCGCCAGAUGCCCCCUCAGAAACCGCAGCAGUUUCCAAAUAAUCUAGACAAGCCUGAGAAAAAAGCAAGUUCCAACGACCGUCCCAAGGACGAGCCCAUCGUUUGCUCCCUGUGUCACAAGCCCGUGAAGGCAGAUCGUUUUCAAGUACACCAGAAAUUUUGCAAAGGGCAAGUGUCUGGGACUGGCACCUAUGAAAGUGGGGCCAAAAUGGCAGAGGCAGUCAAAAUACAUCCACAAACCAGCAAGGCAGGAUCCUCACCACCUGACAAGACUGGUCCUACUGAGCAGGAAAUGUUUGUUGAAUUCAUGUUCCUACCAAGGACAAUCAACUGUUACAUCUGUAACCAGAAGAUUUUCGUGGAGGCCUUUCUUGCCCAUGAGGUGCAGUGUCUGGAGAAAUGGAAAGAAGAAAACGAUCAACUCCCUGAAGAGCAACGCCAGACACCCCCUCAGAGGCCAGAGCAUUUUGCAAGUGAACUAGCUCUGUCGAGGAAAAAACCAAGUCCCAAUCCUGAGGAUGACCUGGUUGUUUGCUUCCGUUGUCACAACACCGUAAACCGAAAUGAUUUUAAUGAACACCAAAAAACUUGCCAAUUUCAAGGCUCUGAGUCUGCCAAUGCAGAAUCCUCACCACCCAACGAGACUGGUCCUACCGAGCAGGAAAUGUUUGUUGAAUUCAUGUUCCUACCAAGGAUGAUCACCUGUUACAUCUGUAACCAGAAGAUUGUCGUGGAGGCCUUUCUUGCCCAUGAGGUGCAGUGUCUGGAGAAAUGGAAUGAAGAAAACGAUCAACUCCCUGAAGAGCAACGCCAGACACCUCCUCAGAGGCCAGAGCAUUUUACAAGUGAACUAGCUCUAUGGAGGAAAAAACCAAGUCCCAAUCCUGAGGAUGACCUGGUUGUUUGCUUCCGUUGUCACAACACCAUAAACCGAUAUGAUUUUAAUGAACACCAAAAAGCUUGCCAAUUUCAAAGCUCUGAGUCUGCCAAUGCAGAAUCCUCGCCACCCAACGAGACUGGUCCUACUGAGCAGGAAAUGUUUGUUGAAUUCAUGUUUCUACCAAGGACGAUCAACUGUUACAUCUGUAACCAGAAGAUUUUCGUGGAGGCCUUUCUUGACCAUGAGGUGCAGUGUCUGGAGAAAUGGAAAGAAGAAAACGAUCAACUCCCUGAAGAGCAACGCCAGACACCUCCUCAGAGGCCAGAGCAUUUUGCAAGUGAACUAGCUCUGUCGAGGAAAAAACCAAGUCCCAAUCCUGAGGAUGACCUGGUUGUUUGCUCCCGUUGUCACAACACCGUAAACCGAUAUGAUUUUUAUGAACACCAAAAAACUUGCCAAUUUCAAGGCUCUGAGUCUGCCAAUGCAGAAUCCUCACCACCCACCGAGACUGGUCCUACCGAGCAGGAAAUGUUUGUUGAAUUCAUGUUCCUACCAAGGACAAUCAACUGUUACAUCUGUGACCAGAAGAUUGUCGUGGAGGCCUUUCUUGCCCAUGAGGUGCAGUGUCUGGAGAAAUGGAAUGAAGAAAACGAUCAACUCCCUGAAGAGCAACGCCAGACACCCCCUCAGAGGCCAGAGCAUUUUGCAAGUGAACUAGCUCUGUCGAGGAAAAAACCAAGUCCCAAUCCUGAGGAUGACCUGGUUGUUUGCUCCCGUUGUCAUAACACCGUAAACCGAUAUGAUUUUUAUGAACACCAAAAAACUUGCCAAUUUCAAGGCUCUGAGUCUGCCAAUGCAGAAUCCUCACCACCCAACGAGGCUGGUGCUACUGAGAAGGAAACGUUUGUUGAAUUCAUAUUCCUACCAAGGACGAUCAACUGUUACAUCUGUGACCAGAAGAUUGUCGUGGAGGCCUUUCUUGCCCAUGAGGUGCAGUGUCUGGAGAAAUGGAAAGCAGAAAACGAUCAACUCCCUGAAGAGCAACGCCAGACGCCCCCUCAGAGGCCAGAGCAUUUUGCAAGUGAACUAGCUCUGUCGAGGAAAAAACCAAGUCCCAAUCCUGAGGAUGACCUGGUUGUUUGCUUCCGUUGUCACAACACCGUAAACCGAUAUGAUUUUCAUGAACACCAAAAAACUUGCCAAUUUCAAGGCUCUGAGUCUGUCAAUGCAGAAUCCUCACCACCCAACGAGAAUGGUCCAAGGAAGAAGGAAAACAUUGUUGAAUUCAUGUCCCUCCCAAAGAUGAUCAGCUGUUACAUCUGCGGCCAGAAGAUUGUCACUCAGGUCUUUCCUGCCCAUGAGGCCGAGUGCCUGGAGAAAUGGAAAGUAGAAAAUGACCAACUUCCCGAAGAGCAACGCCAGACGCCCCCUCAGAGGCCCGAGCAUUUUGCAAGUGAACUAGGUCUGUCUGAGGAAAAACCAAGCCCCAAUCCUGAGGAGGAGCUAGUUGUUUGCUCCCGGUGCCACCAGUCCAUUCACCCAGAUAAUUUUCAUGAACACCAAAAAACUUGCCAAGUUCAAGCCUCCGAGACUGUCAAGGCCCCCCUCAAAAGACCUCCACCAACAGUCAAAUGCUACAUUUGCGGUCGUGAAUAUGGCACCAAGUCCAUCAGCACCCAUGAGGCACUGUGUCUGAAGAAAUGGCAUAAUGAAAACAAUUUGUUGCCUAAAAAGUUACGGAAGCCAGAGCCAAAGAAAACAGAAGUUAAGACCAUCACAGCCAAAGGUUACUAUGAUCUCGAUGCUAUAAAUGAAACUGCCUGGACAAAUGCCCAGAACCCAUUGGUUCCAUGUGAUAACUGUGGGCGUACCUUCCUGCCAGACAAACUAGUCAUCUACCAGAGGUCCUGUAAACCCAAGCCAGCCAAGUAAAGCCUUCUCUACA